GAAGUACUUCUGAUACCAAUGCCCCUAGCUUGUAGGUUCACUUACUCGGCUACAUUGCACGUCGGUUCCAACUUAGACUACAAGUUCUUCGCUUUCUGGCGUCUCUCUCCUCUUUCUCCACUUUUUCAGGUCCCUCCUCCUACGUACAAGCAGGCCUGAUUGUUCCUUUGUUGGCACGGAAAACUCCCAGACCGAACGUUCUCGGCUUUCUUUUACCAAUACCCAGCAACUCUCUUCGUCUUCUGUCAAAGCAAAGUGUCUUGCAAGUCCGACGAGAUCUAACAUAGUACGAGUACUGUACCUCUGCAUCAGAACAGUUGCUCUAGAUCUUACCAACACACAAACAGAUCACGGCAUGACUUCCGCAAAGUCUGUUUCAAUGGCUGGGAGCACGGGCCUGGUGGUGAGUACAUAUAUUCGUUCGUUUAUCCUUUUGCUACCCCUUUCAAUGUGGGCUCUUAUUCUUUUCUUUAUCGCCGCAUCCUUCGCCUCAUCCCCUAUCGGUAGUCUCCUGGAGGCCCGCUUUGAAUAUACUGAUGACGUAGUUUUACUAAUGUUGGUGCGAGAAGGGCUCCUUCGCACUCCAAAGCUUUCUUUCGAGCCCGCAGACUUCCCAUGUGCAUGCCUUGAUGCGCCGCGCUUAUCCCCACCCCAUUACCGACCCCGAAUCAAAGCUCAAGCCUCUCAUUUCGAGUGACACUGCGACAUGGCCUGCAACGCUUCGCUCUGCACCCACUACCGUGUUUGUAUCCAGUCUUGGAACUACACGCGGGGAUGCCGGCUCUUUCGAGGCUCAGCGUAAAGUCGACUUUGACCUUAACCUUGAUUUAGCAAAGGCAGCCAAAGCAGCCGGUGCAAGGUCUUGCGUCCUAAUCUCCACCGCCGGUGCAGACUCGACCUCUCGGCUCCCUUACAUGAAGAUGAAGGGAGAAUUGGAAGAUGCUGUUAUCGAGAUAGGUUUUGAAAAGAUGGCAAUCCUAAGGCCAGGGUUAAUCGUCGGGUCACGCGAGAAGGCGAGGCUGCUGGAUUAUCCUCUCCAUGGUGUGGCCAACCUCCUUGGUGCUAUCUCGGGUGGAAAGCUGAAGGAUGUGUGGGCUCAGGAUGCAGAUACUAUUGGGAAAGCUGCUGUCAGGGUCGCUCUGGAGGAAGGUGUUUGGGAAGGCAAGGGGAAGCAGGAAGGCGGAAAGACGGUUUGGCACCUCACGCAGGCCGACAUCGUCGCCCUUGGGAAACAUGCAACGUCUUAAGUGAUCGGUCGGAAUGCCCGAGCAUUGGUUGGGAAAUGUAUACCAAGUGCAGGUGCAAGUGCUUUUACAGUACUCGUGUGUUUUGUUUUGUUUUGUUUUUCCAUUUUUUUUUCAUUCCUUUAUCUUCUUCCCCCCCAUGAUUGAUGUCGGGGCUCGCUAGCUUCAGUAGUUCCGAAUUAACAUUGCAUGAUAAUAUUAUCAAAUUGGACUGUGCAAGUAUUUGGAUUCAAACGAACAUAAUCUAUCUCCAUUGUACGAGUAGUGUACUCAAGUACGCUUCGGCAACUGAGACUCACCUUGCGUGCAUAUUAUUACCCACUUAGGCCAUUUCCUGGCAUGAUGUAAAAAGCAAGGCUGCCGAGUUCUCAAAGGUACGGCGGGUUGAGCAGUCUGAGGGCUGAGGGAACGGCGCUCGUUUAUUU
This is a messenger RNA of Tuber aestivum (summer truffle), 1669 nucleotides long. NCBI's taxonomy places the organism in Eukaryota, Fungi, Ascomycota, Pezizomycetes, Pezizales, Tuberaceae. The record is from the annotation of a GenBank genome assembly.